This is a messenger RNA of Gossypium raimondii (Peruvian cotton), 13780 nucleotides long. Its product is annotated as disease resistance protein RPV1. The record is from RefSeq and is a predicted model, not a curated record. Lineage: Eukaryota; Viridiplantae; Streptophyta; Magnoliopsida; Malvales; Malvaceae. Gene Ontology annotation, molecular function: ADP binding. The coding region runs from base 597 to 6029 and encodes 1810 amino acids. The transcript has 9 exons.
AAAAAUUAUAAAUAUUUCAUUAGGAUAGAAAUAUCAAAGUCAAACUCGAGUAUUAAAGCGCGCAUUUCUGUGGUUGACAAUAAUUGCGGCGAAUCCUGGCAUUUGAGUGUCCUCUCUGUGUAUUCAUUGUUUCUUUGCUCUGCAUCUCAGUUUACACUACAGUUCCCACUGCAACAACCAUUUUCAACAUUUUCCUUUUUUCUUCUCGAGAAAUUAACACCUGCUCUUUCCUAUGUUUUUCCCCUUUCAUUUCCUGCCUAAUUUCUCCCUUUUUCUUUUAAUUUAUUUUCCACUCUCCUUUUAACUGAAGCAAAAGAGAAGAAGCUACUUAUAGUUAAAAAACCACGAAGCUGCACCUUUAUUUUACUUUUUCUAGAAUACCAUUCUCUUUUGUUUCCUUUUAUUUACAAAAAAAAAAAAAAAAAAAAAAACCCUCUUGUUAAUUUAUUCGUCUGCGUUCCUGUUUCUUUUUUUUGCUUCAGUUCAAAUUCCAUUUGCUUUAAAGGGAAAAGAAGAAGAAGAAGAAGAAGAAGAAGAAGAAGUAGGAGCAGCUUGUAAUUAAACUUGUGGUUUAAUUAUACUUGAGAUCAACGACAAUGGCUGGAGAAUUCUGUCUGGCUGCUGCUUCUAAUGCCGUGGGAACAAUGAUGGUAAACUAUCUGGUGAAUCCAAUAAAACAGAGUAUUCGUUACUCAUUUCGUUUCCAUAAGUUUGUUCAAGAGCUCCACGAACAACAGAAGAAUUUAAAAAGAGAACAAACUCGAGUUAAGGAAGACGUUAAGGAGGCUGAAUUGCAGAUUCAAACCCAAGUAAUUGAGGACUAUGUAGAUGAAUGGUUGACAAAUGCAGAAAAUGCCUUGAACGAUGUACAAAGUUUGGUCCAUAGAGUUGAAGAAAAUAAAAGAUGCUUUGGUUUGUGUCCUACUUGGUGUUGGCGAUAUCGAUUAAGCAAGGAGAUUGAGAAGAAGAUAGUGUAUAUCAGUAAACUUGUAGAAGACUCCCAUUUUAAACGAAUCGGCCAUCGUGCGGAGCUUCCUGGCUUAGAAUUCUUCACAUCUGAACAUAUUUUGGCUUCCAAAUCUUCAACUGCUGCAUUCAACAAGAUCAUGGAAGCAUUGAAGGAUGAUAAAGUCAACAUGAUUGGAGUAUGGGGGAUGGGAGGGGUGGGAAAAACCACCUUAGUCAAAGAAGUUGGCAAAAAAACCAAAGAAUUACGAUGUUUCCAUAAAGUUAUUGAAGUUGUUGUCUCCCAAACUUCAAUCAUUGAAAAUAUUCAGUAUAAAAUAGCAGACUUCUUGGACUUAAAGUUUGAGAAGACAACUAAAGAAGGAAAAGCAGAGGAAUUAUGGCUUCGAUUGAAAAAAGAAGAAAAGGUCCUCAUUAUCCUUGAUGAUAUGUGGAAUGAGAUUCAGAUGAAUGAGAUAGGCCUUCCACUAAAUGAAAAUGGGAAUGGAUGUAAAAUCAUUUUGACAACACGUCGCAUGACGGUAUGCGAAUCUAUGGAGUGUCAAGUAAUUGUUCCGGUUGAUGUUUUGGAUAAUGAUGAAGCAUGGACACUAUUUAGAAUGAAAGCUUACCUUGAUGAAAGAGUUUCAAGGGAUAUUAUUGAGACAGCUAAGGAAGUUGCAAAAGAAUGCAAGGGUUUACCUGUAGCGAUUGUAACGCUAGCAAAGGCUUUAAAAGGUACCAAGACUGUUAAAGGAUGGGAAGUAGCUCGCAAAAAGCUUGAAAGAAGUAGAUUAAUGGAAGUCGGUAACAUUGAAGAAGAAGAAGAAAAAAAUGCCUACUUGUGUGUCAAGAUGAGUUACGAAUACUUGAAGAAGGAGACGACCAAGAGAUGCUUCUUAUUAUGUGCUUUAUAUCCAGAGGAUCACUCAAUUGACGUGAAACAUUUAGUGAGAUAUGCUUGGGGUUUGGAGUUAUUUGACAAGGCUGACUCAAUUGAAGAGGUGAGGAUUCAAGUUUUGGAAGCUAUUGAUUACCUCAAAGAUUCUUGCUUGCUGUUAAAAGAUAAAGAUGCUGAAAGGUAUGUUAAGUUACAUGACAUAGUUCGUGAUGUUGCUCUGUGGAUUGCAUCCAAAGAAGAAAGUGACUUUUUAAUAAAAUCUAGAUUAGAAUUACUAAAUGAAAGCUUUGAACCCUGUAAGGCAAUCUCAUUGUUGAAUAGGGAACAUAAAGUAUUUCCUGAGAAAUUGGUGCAUCCAAAUGUUGAGAUCCUGUUGCUUAAUGACUGUGAUAUACAAGGUACAUGUUUUCAAGGGAUGAAAGAAUUGAAAGUUUUAAGUCUUACGUCCUUUUCUUCGUGUGUUAUUUCCUUGUAUGCUCUUACGUUCCUACGAAAACUUCGUGUUCUACAUUUGGCCUUUUUUGAGGACUUAUCAUUCCUUGGAAAGCUAACGACACUUGAGUGUCUUAGUUUGCGUGGUACAAAAUUUGAAGGUUUGGCAGAUGAAUUAGUGAGGUUGGUAAAUCUAAAGAUAUUGGAUCUAACCGGAUGUAGAUUUUCUUCAAGAUUUCCCCCUAAUGUCAUUCGAAGGUUAUCUAAGCUAGAGGAGUUGUACUUAAAAGGUUCAAGCAUCGGAGAGGAAAGUAACGAUAUCCUUCUAGAGAUAAAAUUCCUGACUAGAUUGACAGCAUUAUCCUUGUCGAUAUCUUCUUCCCAUUUUAUAGAAGAUUUCGAGUUUCCAAGGUUAGAAGAAUAUAAUAUAUUCUUACGCAGUACACAGGAUAAACUUGGGUUUCCACAUCCAGAACAGUGGGGAAAAUUCCUCAUAGGAGAAGCACGAAAAAUCAGUUAUGAGAUUCAAGGUCUAGAUUCCGUUGUUAAUCUCACAAAAAGAUCCUUGAAAAUUGAGGGAGUGUUUCCUUACAAUGUGGUUUCCCAAUUACUUGGGAAUUUAGAGUCUCUUCAAGUGUUUGAUAUCAAGGAUGAGUAUAUAGAAGGCUUGACUGAUCAAACACAACAGAUUGUGUCGGUUUCAGUGAUCUUACAAAACCUAAAACAAGUGAGAAUUGAAAAUUGCAUGAAUUUGGAAGUGGUAUUUCAAACGGAGAAGGUAGAAGGAAAUGAAGCACCACCACUGCUCUCAAAUUUAAAGUCUUUACGUCUUAAAAGGUUGAUCGAUUUGAGCUGUAUUUGGGAGUUGCCAACCCAACAUGUAAGACUUGAAAGUUUAGUUAAUUUGAGGAUAGAAGAUUGCCCAAGUCUAAAAUCACUCUUCUCAGUUUCUCUUGCUCAAGGUCUGGUACUCUUGGAAAAACUUAAGAUAAUCGGUUGUGGCGAACUGAAGCAAAUAGUCACAGAAUUGGAAGGUGAUGAGGAAGAAAUAUCCCGAAGCAUUGAUUCUCAUAAUUCUUUGUGCUUCCCAAAGUUAAGAAAAGUCCACAUAGAGAAUUGUGAUGGUUUGGAGUAUAUUUUUCCAACGAAGAUGGCUGCACAAGGGCUUCGGGUGUUGACUCUUUCCAUAAAGAAUUGCUGUCGAUUAAAACAAGUGAUCAGAGUUGCCAAAGGCAUGGUGGAAAAUGACAUUGUGUUCCAACAACUACAGUUUUUGAUAUUUUUAUCGUCCUUUUCAGUGUCAGGUUGCCCUCAAUUAACUGAUUCGGGUAUUCAUUUAGAUGCUGAGGAGGCUUAUCUAGAGGGGGUUCGAUCAUCAGCUUUCAAGGAAUCGUUUAGCAGUUCAAAGCAUCUUCAACUAAGUGAAAUUGAGGAUCAAAAUCUAGUUCCAGAAGCAAACAGAGAGGGACUAAAUAGAUUAACUUCACUUGAACUUAGACAAUGCAAGGAUCUUGAUUGCUUGGUUGAUACCACAACAAUGAAUGAGCUAACUUCUGCAUUCACUCAUUUGGAGAGAUUAAGUAUAAAUUAUAUGGAUGGUUUGGAAAGCUUAUGCAAGGGUCACCCUCCACAAGGUUUCCUCAAAAACUUGAAAGAAUUGCUUAUUAGAGACUGUAAUAAGUUGCAAGUGGUGUUGUCAAUGGAUGAACUCCUUUAUAACACGGAGCCACUUUCAAAGUUACAAUCCUUGGAGCUUGAAAAUUUAGCAGAAUUGAGAUGGUUAUUCAAAGGCUCUCCUCAUUCUUUCAUCUUCCAAAGUCUUAAGGUAGUAAACAUAGGUGGAUGCGGGGUAUUGAAAUCCCUCUUUUCACCUUCCCUUAUUCAAAGCCUAGUGCUUUUAGAAAAACUCAAGAUAAGAAGCUGCCACGAAUUGAAAACUCUUUUGGCAGAGCCGGAAAGUGAUGAUGAAAUAAUGGAAUCAAAGAGUUCUUCCCUUCCUCUGUGUUUGCCGAAACUGAAAACUCUUGACAUCCAUCAUUGUUCAAAACUCGAAUAUGUUGUGCCAAUCACUUUGGCUCAAGGUCUUCCUUCUCUCGAAUCGGUUUCAAUUUCUCAAUGUUAUGAAUUAAAGCAAGUAUUCGGCAUGGCGAAAGAACAGGAUGGAGUUCAACACGACGGUCUCCUGCUCCUUGCUAGUCUACAACAUCUAAAUCUUGAGUGGUUACUAAAGUUGACUAGCUUUGCCCCGCAAAACUAUAUUGUCAAAGCGCCAGCUUUGAAAAGAUUUUAUGUUUAUGAUUGUCCUCAAUUGACGAACUCUCCCAUUCAACAUGUCCACAAGAAGCUCGAGUUGAGGUUAGAGAGUGUUGGAUUAUCCGCAUUCAAGGAAUUGUUUGGCAAUACGAAAAAUCUUCUUGUCCAUAGAAUUUGGGAUGACAAAAUUAUCAUUCCAGAUCUUGUAAAUUUAGAGCAUCAUUCGCAAGCAAUGAUGGGUUUUAAAUACAACGGUGAACCUUCCGAAGGUUGCUUUCCAAAUCUAAAAAGUUUGAGGGUCAAAAAUUGUGUAAACUUGUUGAAAGUAUUUGAAAUCGCGGAGGGCCUUUAUAACCAAGAAGAAAAUCAGGCACCACAGAUCCUCUCAAAAUUGGAGUAUUUGGAGCUAUAUUAUUUACUAGACUUAAGACAGAUAGUAAAAGGUCCCACCCGUUAUGUCAACCUCCAAAGUCUAAAGGUUUUAGACAUAAUAAGGUGCAGCGAACUGAAAUCUCUCUUCCCACUCUCAGUCACUCAAACCCUAAGGUCGUUGGAAGAACUCAAUAUACAUGAAUGUGGUGAACUAGUACAUGUUUUCAUGGAGUUGGAAGAAGAAGAAGAAGAAGAAGAUGAUGAUGAUGACGACGACGACGACGACGACGAUGAUGGAGGAAUAGAAUCGGAUGCACUUUGCUUGCCAAACUUGAAAACUGUGGAGAUAACACAAUGCCCACGUCUAAAAUAUGUCUUCCCACUUGCUUUGGCUCGAGGUUUCCCUCGUCUACAAAAGCUACAACUUGUUGGUUUAAGAAGCUUGAGGGGUUUUGUUGCAAGAAACAAUUGUUUGGAAGCACCAGCUUUGGAAAAUUUAUGUAUCCAUGGCUGUUCAGCAUUAUCGAAUUUCACCUUUCAAAAAGAAGCAAACAACUGUUUUCCAUCAAAGCUUCAAGAGGGAGAUUUCAUCCCAAAUCCAAAGAAAAUGGAGCUUUUUAAUUUGAUUUGGCUGCGAGAUAAUCUUAGAGAACUAUUAGUUCACUACAACAAUAAUUUGACAUACAUCUUUCCAGUGAUGCUCAUUCAACAUUUAUCACAAUUAAGCAUUCUAGAGAUAAAGUCAUGUGAGAAAUUGAAGGGAAUAAUUGGCAAUGAUGACAUUUUGGCAUCAUCAUCACAAGGUACUCGAUUGGAGAUGAAAAUGGUAUUUCCUCAGUUAAAGCAAAUAGUACUUGAAGAUUUGCCAAAGCUUGAGAGCUUCAGCCCUGUGAGUUAUCAUCUGGAAUUCCCAUGUUUGGAUUUGCUUAACAUUAAGCAAUGUUCCAAGAUUAUCACAAGUUUCACUGCAGAUUAUUUAACAUUGACUGUGCAUGCUAAAACUGAUCAGGCAUCCCAACUAGAUGAUGCUAGUCCCUCACAAGAAGUUAUUUUUUGGAAAAGGCGUAGACCUACUUUACUACCUCAGUAUAUAGAAGAAACUGGAGAAAUUUCACCAUUAAAGUGAAAAAUGUUGCAGAAAGCAUACUUGAACUUAAAUAUCACAUCUAUAGCAUGUGUGACCAAGCUACACUAGUUAAUUAACCAGAAUGAAUGAUGGUGAGAAUUCGGUUUCAAUAGAGUUGCAGGAAUCCGCUAAACCAGUUCCACAGUGUAAGGUACUAUGUAAAAUGUGUAUGAACAGAAAGAUAAACUGUAGUGUAAUUCUUUAAUCAAUAUUUCCUUAUCCUUGAACGAACAUAUUGAUGAAGCUUAUAUACUCAUAUGAGAAUAACUGCUCCUAACCAACUAUUUAACAGAUUUGAUAACAGACUAACAACCUUAACAAUCUUUAUACUAUUGUUUAACACACAGCUCCUCAAACUUAUAUCAUCCAACAAAGUGGCUGGCUUUGAUUGCAUCAUAGUGAGUUACCUCUUUUGGUAUAUGGAAUCUCUUUGCCUAGGAUGAUCUAUGUUGGAACUUAGAAAACAGAAUAGGAAAUUUCAACUGAAACUUAAGCUUUAAGCUUUGAUGUCUUGCUAAACAAACAAAGGAAAUAGGCUUAAGUUAUAAGAACAGAAUGCUUUGAAUAAAAACCAAAACAAAAAGAAGAAUUUACUGAAAGAUUCAUCCAUCUAUUUGAAACAAAAAAAAUUACAUAUAUCAAGCAAUCAACUUGUCAAAAAAGAUAAAAAUGUCACCUAAACAUACUUAACUCCACUAACAAAUUCUUGAAACUUAAAAAACUUUUCUUGCACACUUGGUUAAGCUGAUUUAUCAAAUCUAUUAGCACCAAAUUACAUCAAGUAUGUCACUAACUUAGUUCUAAUAUAACUAAGCAACAAAAAAUCAACUAAAAAGUAACAAAAUAGCAACGUAUGAUUCAGCUGUAACUUGCAUGGCUCUAACUGCUUUGGUCUACAUGUAAGCCAUCUUCUAACACUCCUCCUUGGCUUACAUGCUGCAAACUCCUAAUUUGGCUCUCAAAUUCUUGAACCUUGAUACACAGAAAGGCUUUGUCAAGAUAUCAGCUAACUGAUCUUCAGAACUGCAAUGAACUAGUCUAAUUUGUUAAGAUUGUUCCAUUUCCCUAACAAAAUAAAACUUGAUCUUAAAAUACUUUGUUUUCCCAUGAAACACUGGAUUCUUUGCAAUUGCAACAGCAAACUGGUUAUCACAUCUGAUAUUUGUUGCUUCGCUUUGGUGUAAAUUCAUAUCUGCCAUGAUCUUUCUUAACCACAUUGCUUGGUUAACAGCUCCUGCAACUGCUACAUAUUCAGCCUCAGCUGUUGAUUGAGCAACAAUAGUUUGUUUCUUUGAACUCCAGCAAAAAAAAGCUGAACCAAGGGUAAACAGAUAUCCUGAGGUGUUUUUCAUGUCAUCUAUUGAUCUUGCCCAGUCACUGUCAGCAAAACCAAGGAGCUUCAUGUUGUCAACCUUGGUAAACAUCAUCUCAAAGCUCAGAGUCCCUUUAAUGUACCUAAGGACUCUCUUUACAUCUUGAAAAUAGUUCACAUUGCAGCAAUGCAUGAACCUUGAUAGGAGACUGACUGCAAACAUUAUAUCCAAUUUUGUGGCUGUUAAGUAGAGCAAACAUCCAACGAGGCUCCUGUAGGUUGAUUCACUCACUUUCUCGAAAUCACCUUGACUUGUCUGCUUUUCUCCAAUAGCAACAGGAGUGCUAGUUGCUUUACAAUUCUCUAUUGAGAAUCUGUUCAGAAUUUUCAAGGCAAAUGCUUUUUGGCUUAAGAAAAUUCAUUGCUGAGUCUAAAAUACUUCCAUGCCAGGGAAAUAUGACAUUUCACCCAAAUCUGACAUUUCACACAUGCUCUUCAUUUUGCCUUUGAAAUUUGUUAGACAACAUUAUUUUCACAUGUCACCAACAAGUCAUCCACAUACAGGGAGACUAUGAGUAAAGUUUCAUCAUUUUUCUUCUUCACAUACAGUGUUGGCUCACUGAUGCUUCUCUUGAACCCCAAGCUUGCUAAGUAAGAGUCGAUUCUGUCAUACCAGGCCCUUGGUGCCUAUUUUAAGCCAUACAAGGCUUUUCUUAACUUCUACACUUUGUCUUCUUCACUAGUAACUUUAAAACCUUAAGGCUGUUCAACAAAUAUCUCCUCAUCAAGAAAGCCAUUGAGGAAAGUAAAUUUUACAUCAAGUUGAUGUAAUCUCUACUGCUUUUGAGUAGUCAUUGCAACCAAUAGUCUGAUUGUAUCAAGCCUAGCCAUUGGUGCAAAUGUCUCAAAGUAGUCAACCCCAUACUUCUGACUGAAUCCUUUUACUACCAAUCUUGCCUUUAGCUUGUUCAAAGUCCCAUCAGUAUUCUGUUUAGCUCGAAAUACCCAUUUCACCUAUGACUUUUCUAUGGAUUGGUCUUGCAACUAGAUCCCAAGUCUGGUUUUUGUGUAUCAUGCUCAUUUCAUCAAGCAUGGCUUGUUUCCAGCCUUUUUGUGCUUGAGCCUCUUCAAAACUGGUAGGUUCAACAAUUGUUAUAUCAGCCCUCUCAUACACUUUAUUAAGUGAUCUAGUUCCUUUUACUGGCUCACGAUCAAUUUCUAUCUCAGCAUCAUUCUGAUCAACAUCAGUUUGCAAUGCCACUAGGUAUUUAGCAAUACAUUCUGGUUCAAUCUUAUCCCAAUUCCAGGUUGACCUCUUAUCAAAUACAACAUCUUUGUUCACAGAGACUUUGAGAGUUGUAGGAUCCAGAAUUCUAUAGCAUUUCUUGACACUGUUGUAGCCCAUUAAAAUGACAUGCUGAGCUUUCUUUGCCAAUUUGUCCCUCUUGACAGCAGGUAUGUAUGCAUAACAUAUGCAUCCAAAGACUUUUAGGUGAGAAACUAAUGGCUUGAACCCAAACCAGGCCUCAAAUGGUGUUUUUCCAAGCAAUGCUUUAGUUGGCAGCCUGUUUUGAAGAUAGACUAUAGUGUUUACUACCUCAGCCUAAAAACGCCUAGGCAGAUUCCUCUCAAACAUCAAACAUCUGGCCAUAUCGAUCAAGGUACGAUUCUUUCUCUCACUAACACCUGAGGUGUGUAGGUGUUUGUGAGUUGGUGUUAAAUCCCUGAUUCUUCACAAAAGCAUUAAAACAUUGCUGAAGUGUACUCUGUGCCAUUGUUUGACCUUAAUAUCUUGAGCUUGCAACUAGAUUGAGUUUUUGCUGCAGCUUUGAACUUCCAAAACACUGAGGCUACAUUUGACUUGUGCUUUAGGAAGUAAACCUAGCAAAAUAUUGAAUAGUCAUCAAUGAAAAUAAUAAAAUACCUACUACCAUUCAAGGAUUGUAUCUUCAUAGGGCCACAUACAUCAGUAUGGACUAACUGUAACUUUUCGGAGGCUCUCUAAGCCUUGUUUACUAGAAAUGGUAGCCUAGCUUGUUUUCCUAGCUGACACACUUCACAAACAUCUUGUUUUUUAACUGUUUUUGUGAAAUUUUCAACUAAGUCUUCUUUUGACAAUUAAAGUAGAGACCUAUAGUUAACAUGGCCUAAUCUUUUAUGCCACAGUUUGGACUCAUCUAAGGCAAUUGUAUAGGCACUAGCUAAAGUUUUGUUCUAAUCCACAAUGAAGCUUUUGUCAAUCAUGGUUACUGGCAUGAGUUUGGAUCUACUUGGAUCAUUAAUCAGGCAUUCUUUACCUUUGAAUACCACAAAGUAUCAUUUUUCAACUAGUUGAGCAAUACUUAGCAGAUUUCUGUCUAUUUCUGGUACUAACAAAACAUUGGAAAUGAGUUUGGUACCUGAUUAGGUGUCAAUCAACACAUCUCCCUUACCUUCUGCUUUAAUGUAUUAUCCAUUGCCCACUUUCACUUUUGUAUUAAAAGUUCUGUUAAUGCUUUCAAAAAUAGCAGCAUCAGGUGUCAUGUGGUUGGUGCAACCACUGUCAAUCAACUACCCUUUUGUGGUUUUUUUUGGCAGUUGAGCAGGAAAUAACAAAUACUUGUUCUUCCUGAUCAUAAUUUUCUUCUACCACUUAAGCUUCUGUUCUAGGCUGUUGAGGCUGGUUUUACUUCUAUUGGUCUUUGUUUCUACAAACCUUCUCAACAUGGCCUAUAUGUUUACAAACCUUGCACUGCACAUCAGGUCUGUACUAGCAGUUUACUUCAGGAUAGCUAACUCUUCUGUAAUGUGAGCAAGGUCGAUACCUUCCUCUUGCUCCAUCUCUCUUUGAUUUAUUUGACCAAGCUUUCUUCCCUUUGUAGCUAGAGGAGCUCGAGCUUGGUCUACUUUUGGCUUGAAAGGUACAUUCUUGAUUCUCCUUCAUCUGCUAGCUAUUCUUUGUUCCUGAGCAUAGAUAGCAUUGAUCAGCUCAACCAAAGAGAUGCUUGACAGAUCUCUUGAAUCUUCUAAGGAAGAGAUUUUGACUUCAUAUCUCUCAAGUAAAGUUGACAUAAUCUUCUCUACUAUUCUGGCUUCACUGAAUUGGUCUCCAAGCAAUCUAAUACUAUUCACAACAGCUAUAAUCCUAUCUAAAUAUUAAUUAACUCUUUCUGAUUCCUUCGUCUUCAAGUUUUCAAAGUCUCUUCUCAAAUUCAAGAGUUGUUCCUGUCUUUUUUUCAGUUCCUUGAAACUUCUCUUUUUUUGAGCUUGUCCAAGCCUAUUUUGAAGUCUCACAGGCCACAAUCCUUGUGAAAAUCAAGUCUGACACACUGUUUUGAAUGCAAGACAUUGCCUUAUAUCUCUUGGCUCUGUCAUCAGAGUACUGCCUGAUCUGAGCUACCGUAGGGUUAGCUAUCAAGGGUUAUGGUUUAACAUCAGCAUUGACAACCUCCCACAAGUCAAAUGCUUGUAGGUAGGUCUUCAUUUUCACUACCGAAAUGUGGUAGUCUUCGCCAUUGAAUACUAGUGGUGGUGCUAGAGAGAAACUUGAUAAAUACAUUAUUUUUGAGAUUGGAAAAGAGAAAGGUCCUCUAAGAAAUCAGCUCUAAAUACCAAUUGUUGGAACUUAGAAAACAAAAUAGGAAAUUUCAUUUGAAACUUAAGCUUUAAGCUUUGAUGUCUUGCUAAACAAACAAAAGAAAUAGGCUUAAGUUAUAAGAAUAGAAUGCUUUGAAUAAAAACCAAAACAAGAAGAAGAAUUUGCUAAAAGAUUCAUCCAUCUAUUUGAAACAAAAAAAAAAUACUAUAUUCAAGCAAUCAGCUUGUCAAAAAAGAUAAAAAUGUCACCUAAAUAUACCUAACUCCACUAACAAAUUCUUGAAACUUUAAAAACUUUUCUUGCACACUGGGUUAAGCUGAUUUAUCAAAUCUAUCAGCACCAAAUUACAUCAAGUAUGUCAUUAACUUAGUUCUAAUAUAACUAAGCAAUAAAACAUCAACUAAAAUGUAACAAAACAGCAGCAUAUUCUUCAGCUGCAACUUGCAUGGCUCGAACUACUUUGGUCUGCAUGUAAGCCAUCUUCUAACAAUCUAUCUAUCUAUCUUGAUGUACUGCAAAGGUUUGAUUUGUGUAACGCCCCAAAACUCUUAUUUUUGUUAUAGUGAAAAUGUGACACAAGUAUGUAUCGGCAUUUGUGGUUAAGUGCUCUGGAUGAGUCUAGGAGGUUUUGAGUUCAAGCCCUUUAGCAAAUUCUAGUUAUUUUCUAACUUAACCCAUAUUUUUGGCUAGUAGCUUUUUAAUUAAAAGUUUGUAAGUACUUACCAGAAUGAGCUUGCUGGUCUGAAGGUUAAGGGGAGUGUUGGUUGACAGAGGGUCAAGAGUUCAAAUCCUUGCGUGAGUGUAGGGACAAAUAUUUUUUUUAUUUGCUCAUCAGUUGGAGAGUUUGAGAUGUAUUGAAAAUUUGAAUAGUGGGAGUUUGGUAGAGAGAAUUUAGGGGAGUGGAUUUUGGGGUUAUCAUAUUUUCUGACCAUUAUCAACUCCCCACCUUUCUGAUGCCAUCUCUUCUCCCUUUCUUCUUCAAUUUUUGUUUUUCUAUUGUCAAACCCAAAUUUUUUUUCUUUCCAUUAUUCGUUCUGUUUCCGUCUCUUUUGUUGGCUACCACACCUUCGUUUCGUUGGGUCAAUUUUUGUCGCACGUGCUGGUAAGUAGAGUUUUUGCUCUUUUUAACUUACGAUUUUUUUUCCAACUUUGAUUCGGGGGGUUUGUGACGUUUGGCAGUAAUAUCUCGCGUGGAUUAAGGGUCUCAUCGUGCUAUUGCGUAACCAACUAUUUCGAGGUGCUGGGGUAAGCUUUUCAUCGCGUUCUAAAGUGCUCGGAGAUCGUUGUAGCAUCAAUCAACACCAGGUGUGUACCCGAAACACAAGAAUAAGGGAUUCGGUGAAAAGCUGAUAUUACUUGCUGUUUGGACAGUAGUAGUAGGCUAAUUUAAAAAAAUCACCAUAAAUUGUGAGAAUCAAAUUGGAGGGAGAAAAAAAUAUGGGAUUAAAGAUAUUUGAGUCUAGUAUCUCAUAGAAGAAACGAAGUAAGCAAAAUAAUUUCAUAUUAUGAGAUAAUGAAAUUUUAGUGAGAUAGGGUCAGAAUGAUUUUGGAAUCCCUUGUCCCGACUUCCGAAAAUUAUUAAAAAUUAUAUAAAAAUAAUUAUGGGUUAUAUUUUAUAUGUUUAAAAUCCUGAAUUAGUCUAUUUUCAAGAUAUACAAACAAGAAUAUCGUACAAAAUUUUUAUGAGAAGAUAAUUAAUUUUUAGUGUAGAAAGGUCGAAACUGCCAGGCAGUAGUUUAAGAGAAACUUUAAAGAAUAAAUUGUACUUACUGGCUAAACCAAAAAUUCUGAAAAUUUUAUGUAAGAAGAUAUGUGAGUCUAGUUUCAGGAAAAAUUUGCGGACCUUAAUAUAGAAUUUUGUAGCUUAAGAUAAAAAUAAUUUAGUAACAGUGACUCAAGUAGACAACUUAAUGGAUUAUAAGUAAAUAAGUGGAAACACAUAUGAUUAAUUAUCUAGCAUGGGUUACACUAAAAUGGAUCACGAAGCCAAGGCCAAUUUGGGCCAUAUGGUCCGACACGGGCAAAAUUUUUGGGCUUGUAGGCCCAUUUUCACUGUUUGACUGAUAAGGUUGCACGGGUCGCCCAAGUCGACUGUGAACCUACUCUAGGGACGGUAAGUUUACCUAGACCCCUAAUUGACUGAAAUGACUGUAUGACUGAUAUGAUUAAGCCUAAUGAUGUCCCAAUGAUUUGAUACUGUAUGCUCUGUUUACAUGCAUGAUAUUAUGUUACAGCAUGUCAUUUCUGUAUAUUGCAUUAUAUUGGAUUAGGGAAUUAUAAUGUUUGGAGGAAGUGUACUGAAAGGCCUCGAGCCUAAGUUACUGGUAGCUCUGUUGCGAACUACUGUUUAGUGUCGCAUUCGGUACUUUUUUUGGAGUGUAGGGAUGAGUGGGUUGAUUAUAUCCCCACAUGGAGUGUAGGGUUGGACAGAGUUGGAGUGUAGAGGCUGACUGGGUAGGAUUUGAAACUGUAUAUCUGUUACUACAUUGAAUAUUGAUACUGUAAUGGGCCAAGGCUCAAAUUCAUGACUGCUUCUGUAUUGUAAUGGACUAAGGCCCUAUUUGAAACUGAAACUAUACUGAAAUGGGCUUAGGCCCAAAGUGCGAUUACCUUCUGACUGUUUGCUUUAUAUAGGAUUACACACUAAGUUUUCUAAACUCACCAUUUUGAUUUGACUGCACAGGUAAUCCCCAGACAUAGGCAGAUCGGUGCGACGGAGGACUCAGCGGUGGCCACACGACCUAUUUAGUUUGACUUAGUAAUUAAUUAUAAUUUUGAUUUUAUUUUGGGGUAUUUUACUGUAAUAAUGAUCUCUUUGAGUUUUUGUUUUUAAUUUGGGGUUUUUAUUGUUUUGAUUUACAA